Molecule: messenger RNA, 2309 nt
Organism: Asparagus officinalis (garden asparagus)
Lineage: Eukaryota; Viridiplantae; Streptophyta; Magnoliopsida; Asparagales; Asparagaceae
Product: protein tesmin/TSO1-like CXC 5
Exons: 8
Biological process (GO): regulation of DNA-templated transcription
Cellular component (GO): nucleus
Source: RefSeq, a predicted model, not a curated record
UGGAGCAAGGGACUUCAUCGGGGCCGUCGGAUUUCGCGCCGAAGAAGCUCGUUCGGCAGCUCGAUUUCACUACUUCGUACGGCCGCGGAGGGCCGCCGGCGAUGGCGGCAGAGGCGGCGGCGGCGGCGGCGGACCCGCAGCCAGCAGCAGCUGCUACGCCUCCUGCUGCUUCCAAUAUCGCGGCCUUCGGUUCCAAUCUCAGUGAAGCCUGAGUCUCCAAAAUCACGUCCAAGGGCUAUAUUUGAAGUGAAAGAUGGUACUCCAACAAGGAAAAAAAAUUGUAACUGCAAACAUUCGAGAUGCUUGAAGCUGUACUGUGAGUGUUUUGCAUCAGGCGUUUACUGUGAUGGAUGCAACUGUGCGAACUGUUGCAACAAUGUUGAAAAUGAAGCUGCCAGGCAUGAAGCAGUUGAAGCUACUUUAGAGCGCAACCCUAAUGCCUUUAGGCCUAAGAUUGGUAGCAGUCCACAUGCCAUCAGGGCCAGUAGGGAAGAAGCAGGGGAUCUUGCUAUGGUGGGGAAGCACAAUAAAGGGUGCCAUUGCAAGAAAUCAGGCUGCCUUAAAAAGUACUGUGAAUGCUUCCAAGCAAACAUUCUUUGCUCUGAAAAUUGUAAGUGUAUGGACUGCAAGAACUUUGAAGGGAGUGAAGAGAGAAAAGCUCUUUUCCAUGGUGACCAUGGGAACCCCUUAACCUACAUGAACCAAGCAGCAAAUGCUGUCUUAAAUGGAGCAGUAGGCCCCUCUAGCUAUGGAUCUCCUGCAGCGAGAAAGAGAAAAAAUCAGGAGCUCUUUUAUCCCACAUCAGUGAAAGAUCAGCCUGUUCACAGGCUUGCACCAUUCCCACAGGCUAGUCAGUUGAGGACUUCAGGACCUCCUUCCUCUUCCAUUCCUGUACCACGUACUGUGAAUCCUACUCCAUUGGGAUCAUCUAAAGUUACGUACAGGUCUCUUCUAGCGGAUAUUGUCCAACAGGAGGAUGCAAAGGAGCUCUGCAGGAUAUUGGUGUUGGUAUCAGGAGAAGCUGCAAAGGCACACUCUGAUAAAAAAGUUCAAGAGGAGAAGCCAGCAGAGGGAGAGGAACAGACAGAGAGCUCACUUGCCUCGUCCAAUCAUGUGAGGGAUGAGAGACAAAGAGAUGCAGAUAUCCAGAAAGCAUCAGUCGAUGAUAGGUCUAGUGGCACCCAUGCUGAUAAAACCAGCGCAGAAGAGUCUGGAUCAGACUCUGCAGAUGGGCACAAAGGUAGCAGGCCUAUGUCACCUGGCACGCUUGCCCUGAUGUGUGAUGAGCAAGAUACAAUGUUCAUGACAUCUCGGAAUCCCAGUACAUCUCCUAGGUUUCAGUCUAACCAAAGAGUGUCAGAGGUUUAUGCGGAUCAGGAGAGGGGUGUGCUGACAGCAUUUCGUGACUCUCUCCUUAAGCUUAUCAAUUGCGGGAAAGUGAAAGAAGCAAAAUACACGUCAACAAGUUACCAGGAACCAGAUAUUAAUGGCAUUGCCAGAACCAUGCCACCAAACUCUGCACAGGUACCUCAGACUGUAAAUCCGAUCCAUGUUUCUUCCAACAACAAUUUGCCUCCUAAAGCUGGACUUCCAGUCACCGAUGGUGGUGGCCUAAAACCAAAGUUGGAGAAUACUUAGAUGUAGCAGAACAAUAAAAUGGAAAAUAUAGGUGAUUUUCGUUUCUUCUUCCCUGUAAUAUUCAACAGCCAUUGCGAUGCUGUUGUCUGCUAAAUAUUGAUUGCCAUUAAUGUACCUAGCCGUUCAGACGGAGGGGGAUAAAAGGAAAUAAGAUGAUCAAGUCCAGUCAUCUGAUUCUCGCAUUGUCAUGAUUUAUGUAAUUUAUCCAUAGUUCAUUUUUGCUUCGGUUAAGUUUGUUGUAGUACCUGCAAAUGUCCCCUUGUAUCUUAUUCCCUGUGUUUCUUCCUCCUGUACGUUAUCGUCAAUGCCUGUAAUAAGCUUUUCCUUCAAGAUAACAAGUUACGUAUUUUUAGUGAUGGCAACACACGAGGAGAUGGAUCCGAGGAAGAAAAUGUAUUUUAUGCGAAAUGUUAACCUCCGAAGCUGCAGUUUAUAUAGCUUAAUUUGUCGACAACAGCCAGAAUGAAACACGAGGAACAUGAUUCACGGCCUUUUCCCACCGAGGAUCUUGGUUCUUUCCAUGUUACAGCUACCUUCAAAGCGCUGCAGCUGUACCCUUGUUUCUGUGAAAAGCAUUCUUGUAAUUUUCCAUUUCUGUACCCUGUAGUGAACCCGUGCAGAUAAUGUGCUCUCUUCUCAUUUUAGUUAUUUUAUGUUUUGAAUGAAGUUUC